Messenger RNA from Salvia miltiorrhiza (redroot sage), 546 nucleotides. RefSeq names its product predicted GPI-anchored protein 58. The record is from RefSeq and is a predicted model, not a curated record. The coding region runs from base 1 to 546 and encodes 181 amino acids. The transcript is spliced from 3 exons. Lineage: Eukaryota; Viridiplantae; Streptophyta; Magnoliopsida; Lamiales; Lamiaceae.
AUGCAGCAGCAAUUGGCUUCGAUCAUGCGAGAAAUUCAACAGCUCAAGAUGGAAAAGAUGGAAAAUUCUCCAAGUUCAGAGCUCAGCGCCGCCGAUGACAACCCAGCCGAAUCCAGCUCUGCCAAUGUCAACUCCGCAGAACCCAGCCAUGCAGUAUUUUUACAGGAGCAGGAAUGCAUGGAAGUGUACGCUGGAUCAGCCGACAUGGAGGAAUUGGCUAGGGAAGUUGAAGAGUUCAGCGCUGCCCAGCCAGCUCUGCCCUUCAGCAAUGCCCAGCUAGCUCUGCCCUUCAGCAAUGCCCAGCCAGCUCUGCCCUUCAGUGAUGCCCAACCAGCUCUGCCGAGCUCAGCGCUGGAACUGAAGGAACUUCCCGCCAAUCUCAAUGCAGCUCUGCCGUGCUCUGCUCUGCCGACUCCAGAGCAGCCAGCUUCCCUCUGGCCAGCUCUGUCGAGCUCUGCUCUGCCGACUCCAGAGCAGCCAGCUUCCCUCUGGCCAGCUCUGCCGAGCUCUGCUUUGCCGACUCCAGAGCAGCCAGCUUCCCUCUGA